UUUCACGAAGAAAGAAGCUGUCCAAAUUUAGAAGAAAAAAAGAUACUUCCUGUAGCAUAAUAUGAUUAAUGAAUCCAACCAAUAUGGAUCAGGUCUAGAACAGCAGGUAAUCUUCUGAAAAUUUGGGUUUUUUACCUAAUAUACAUUCAAUACACAAACUUCAAAAGCUCUUCGCUUGUUGCAACAAAAAAGUUAGGGUUAACUUGCCCUUUGAAUUUGAUUUGAACAGUCAUAGGCUGCCAUUUAGAACAGGCUUCUUUCAAGUGUAACAAGGUUGAAGAAGAAAUGGCGCAAAUGAAUCCACCUUGGGAUAAAACCGGUAACCAAAUACCACCUUUUCCUCAAGUUUGGAACACUCGUCCAGCUGUGGCUAUGGAUAUGACAGCUUAUUGGGCUCUCUGCAACAAUUUUGCUGGUCUGGAUGUAAAUGCUUCUCAGAACCAAGGUGGAGGUAAUCCUGGACGCUACGUUCCUCCUCAUAUGCGCAACCGCCCAGCACCACCUCAGCAACCUAGUGGUCCACCACCAGCAAGUCAACAGCAGUGGAAUAACCGUAACACCUUUUACCCAACUGAUCGAGAUAGAGGUGAUCAGGGAUAUGGAAAUUGGGAUAAUAGGAACCAGUAUUAUCAGGGUUGGGACUCAUUUGGAAAUGACUCUAUAAAAACUGUAAGCUAUAAUAGGGGUGGUGGAUAUACCCCUCGAGCAGACAUUGGAAGAGGAGGAGGUGGCUAUGAUCGUGAUGACCGAAGAAAUUUCAAUGAUGGAAGAGGUGGAAGUAGAGGGCGUGGUGACUUUACAAACUUUGGAAACAGAACAAGAAGACCAAAUGGUGAUAAUCGUGGUGGGGCAUUACCUCCACGACGUGGAGACUUUGACCGUAAUUGGCGUGACCCAGAAAGUGUUCAGAAAUUUGGUGGUCGUGAUGAUCGGAGUGGAGGAUAUGGAGGAGGUACUUGGGACAGGAGGAAUGGUGGUAUUCGUAGGAAUGACUUUGAUGACACUGAUUGGAGUCGGCCCUUGCCUAGAGAUGAUUACACAGAAAGGUGUUUUAUUAAAUGUGUUUUUGAUGAAUGUUCUUUGACAGAAAUUAUUCGUAAUAACAUUGAAUUAGCUCGUUACUCAAGGCCCACACCUGUACAGAAAUAUGCCAUUCCAAUUAUUCUUGCAAAAAGGGACCUAAUGGCAUGUGCUCAAACAGGUUCUGGGAAAACUGCAGCAUUUUUGGUUCCCAUUCUAAAUCACAUAUAUGAAAAUGGACCACCAAAAGAUUUGCCAGAACCACAAAAGUUCUCAUCUCGUAUUAAACAGUAUCCAUUGGCUCUAGUCCUAUCACCAACAAGAGAAUUGGCAUGUCAGAUUUAUGACGAAGCAUCCAAGUUUGCGUACCGUUCCCGUGUAAGACCUUGUGUUGUCUAUGGGGGAGCUGAACCUAUACAGCAAAUGAAAGACCUAGAUAGAGGCUGCCAUUUAUUAGUAGCAACACCAGGACGACUUGUGGACAUGAUGGAACGUGGAAAAAUUAGCUUGGAACUUGUGAA
Molecule: messenger RNA, 1541 nt
Organism: Limulus polyphemus (Atlantic horseshoe crab)
Lineage: Eukaryota; Metazoa; Arthropoda; Merostomata; Xiphosura; Limulidae
Product: putative ATP-dependent RNA helicase an3
Exons: 9
Cellular component (GO): nucleus
Molecular function (GO): nucleic acid binding; ATP binding; RNA helicase activity
Source: RefSeq, a predicted model, not a curated record